GGGGCAGGGACAGAGACGGGCAGAGACGGGCAGAGGGCAGAGGGCAGAGGGCGGAGCGGCGCCGGAGCGGGCGUCAUGGCGCGGCUCCUCUGGUUGCUCCGAGGCCUGACCCUCGGAGCUGCGCCUCGGCGGGCGGUGCGGGGCCGAGCCGGCGGCGGCGAGCCCUGCACUGGGCCGGUACUGGGGGAGGCAGGGUCUCUUGCAACGUGUGAGCUGCCUCUUGCCAAGAGUGAGUGGCAAAAGAAACUAACCCCAGAGCAGUUCUACGUCACGAGAGAAAAAGGAACGGAACCGCCUUUCAGUGGGAUCUACCUGAAUAACAAGGAAGCAGGAAUGUAUCAUUGCGUGUGCUGUGAUACUCCACUCUUCAGUUCUGAGAAAAAGUACUGCUCCGGCACUGGGUGGCCUUCGUUUUCCGAGGCCCAUGGUACGUCUGGCUCUGAUGAAAGCCACACAGGGAUCCUGAGACGUCUGGACACCUCGUUAGGAUCAGCUCGCACAGAGGUCGUCUGCAAGCAGGGUGUACAGGAAGCAAGGUGCCAGCAUCUGCUUGGAUUCUGGGGAGACCUGAGGGAGCUUUUACUCAUGGCAGAAGCUGAAGGUGGAGCCGGAAUCUCACAUGGCAGAGCAGGAGCAAGACAGAGUGGCAGGGAGAUGCCACGUACUUUUAAACAGCCAGAUCUCUCAAGAACUCACUCACUGUCACCAGGACAGCAUCAAGCCACGAGGGACCUGUUGGGAGCAAGCCCCCCCAAAACUGGCCAUAAGUAAAUAUCUGCAGCAAUGUAACAUGCUCAUAAUGGCCAUAACGCCCAAGCUGGAAGGUUGUGGGUUUACAGGAAUGAGGGCAAGGAACAUCUGGCCCUCCCAGGGCGGAAGACCGCUAAAGGCAUUGUUAAGUCACAGACAAUUAGCAUGAGCGAUCUGUGUCUUAAGGGCGUGUUCCUGCUGUAAUUAAUUUGGCCCAUCCCUUCGUUUCCCUUAAGGGAUACUUUUAGUUAAUUUAAUAUCUAUAGAAACAAUGCUAAUGACUGGUUUGCUGUUAAU
Molecule: messenger RNA, 1047 nt
Organism: Macaca mulatta (Rhesus monkey)
Lineage: Eukaryota; Metazoa; Chordata; Mammalia; Primates; Cercopithecidae
Gene: MSRB2
Product: methionine sulfoxide reductase B2
Biological process (GO): protein repair; response to oxidative stress
Cellular component (GO): cytoplasm
Molecular function (GO): peptide-methionine (R)-S-oxide reductase activity
Source: RefSeq, a predicted model, not a curated record